AUGUAUGUAUGUAUAUAAGGUGAUAAUUCAGUCCAUUGCUACAAAUUACUAUAAAAUUACAUUGGAAUCAAGCGUUAGGAUAAAGCAUCUGUGAAAGAUUGUGACAAAUGCAUUGAUAUUGGUAGGAAUAAAUUCAAAAGUUGUGUUGAGAUCGUCAUUGUUAUCUCGUCGACAGCAAGUUUGACAUAUUGCACUUCAGGACUCUCAUUCAUACAUUCCGACUACUUUGGCACGACAUUCAUGUUUUGCACAUGCAUCAACAGUAUUAUUAUCUGCUAAAGACGCUAUACAAAACAGAUAAAACUUUCUUUUAUACAAGUCUGUGAAAUAUUUCUCCUGAAUUGAGAUUUGCAACACUAUUUCUCUACUUCACUGAAUAUCUCCAAAAUAAUUUUCAUUCUUCAUAUAUACAUGGAUAAAUUUACCCUGAUGAUGUAACUGGCUUCUCUGGAAAACAUUUUAUACGUGGAUAUGUCAUGACAAAAAGUUUUCCUUUAGUUUUUGCCCCAUGUUACAAAGAAGGAUUCUGUCACACUAUGCUUUCUCACAAUAAUUAAAUUUGAAAUGAUGAUAUCUGAAUAAAAUUCAUCAUGUAGGUAACUGUUUGCAGCAUAUUCAAAUAAGAUAACAGUUUAAGGCAAUAUAGUUGAAGAAAUAUUUGUUAGGCAUCAAAUAUAAAGACAACAGAAGCAAAAGUAUUCAUAUAUUGUAUGAAAGAAAGAAAUGAUGGAAAACGAGCUGUGUGAGGAGACCCUGGUUAAAUACAAAACACAAUACAAAAGGAUUGGUUUUCCCUAUGAGAUACUGAAACAGAUAGGAAAAGCAUCAUACUACUGUGAUAUCUGUAAAAAGUCUUUCUCUAAAAAGAGUAACUUAACCAGACACAAACGUAUUCAUACAGGUGAGAAACCAUAUCACUGUGAUAUCUGUGGAAAAUCAUUCUCUCAAAGUACUGUCUUAAAAACUCACCAAAGUAUUCAUACAAGAGAUAAACCAUACCAAUGUGAUAUCUGCGGUAAAUCAUUCUUUCGAAGGAGUUCGUUCAAUUCUCACAAACACGUUCAUACAGGAGAGAAAUCGAGUCGCAGUGAUAUCAGUGCAAAAUCAUUCUCUACAACAGUUAACUCGACUUCUCGCAAACGCAUCCAUACAGGCGAGAGGCCGUUUCACUGUGAUAUUUGUGGUAAAUCAUUCGCUAUAGAACGUCAUUUAACUAUUCACAUGCGUAUUCAUACAGGAGAGAAACCAUAUCACUGCGAGAUUUGUGGUAGAUCAUUCUCUCAAGCAAAUCACUUGACCACUCAUGUACGAAUUCAUACUGGUGAGAAACCAUAUCACUGUGAUAUCUGUGGUAAAUCAUUCUCUGUAACAUGUAGCUUAACUAAACACAAACGCAUUCAUACAGGAGAGAAGCCAUAUCAUUGUGAUAUCUGUGGUAAAUCAUUCUCUAUAGAUAGUCACUUAACUAUUCACAAACGCAUUCAUACAGGAGAGAAACCAUAUCACUGUGAGAUCUGUGGUAGAUCAUUCUCUCAAACAAGUCACUUAACUACCCACAUACGUAUUCAUACGGGAGAGAAGCCAUAUCGCUGUGAUAUCUGUGGUAAAUCAUUCUCUGUAACAUGUAGCUUAACUAAACACAAACGCAUUCAUACAGGAGAGAAACCAUAUCACUGUGAUAUCUGUGGUAAAUCAUUCUCUAUAGACAGUCACUUAACCACUCACAAACGCAUUCAUACAGGAGAGAAACCAUAUCUUUGUGAUGUCUGUGGUAAAUCAUUCUCUCGCAGAAGUUAUUUGACAUCCCACAAACUUAUUCAUUCAGGAGAUAAACCAUAUCACUGUGAUAUCUGUGACAAAUCAUUCUCUAAAAAUGGUGACUUAACUACUCACAAGCAUAUUCAUACAAGAGGCAAAUCAUAUUGCUGUGAUAUCUGUGGUAAAUCAUUUUUCCGAAAGAAUUCCCUCACUUUUCACAAAUGUAUCCAUUUAGUAGACAGACCUUAUAACAUUAAUAUUUAUGGUAAAUCAUUCUCUACAAUAGUUCACUUACCUUCUUACAAACGAAUUCAUACAGGAGAGAAGAUAUUUCGCUGCGAUAAAUCAUUCCCUUUAGAUAGUCACUUAACAACUCAAAAACGUCUUCAUACAGGAAAAAAAUCAUAUCACUGUGAGAUAUGCGGUAAAUCAUUCUCUCAAACAAAUCACCUAACUACUCAUAUACGUGUUCAUACAGGAGAGAAGCCAUAUGACUGUGAUAUCUGUGGUAAAUCAUUCUCCGUAGUAUAUAGCUUGACUAAACACAAACGCAUUCAUGCAGGGAAGCUAUACCUUUGUGAUCUCUCUGCUAAAUCAGUCUCUCAAAAAAGUUACCUGCCUUCUAACAAACACAUUCAUACACCGGAUAAGUCACAUUGGUGUGACAUUUGUGCAGCAUCAUUCUCUCAGAAUCAUGAUUUAGCAACUCACAAAUGUCUUCAUACAGGAGAUAAACCAUAUCACUAUGAUAAAUCACUUUCAAAAAGGAUUCCUUCACUUCCAAUAAACACAUGCAUACAGGAGAGAACUCCCGUCACAGUGGUAAAUUAUUAAUUACAACUGUUCGCUCAACUUCUCGUAAACGCAUUCAUGCAAGGGAUAGACCAUUUCACUGUGAGAUCUGUGAUAAGUCGUUUUCUGUUGAAAGUCACUUAACUAUUCACAGGCGAAUCCAUACAGGAGAGAAACCAUAUCACUGCGAGAUCUGUGGGAAAUCUUUCUCUCAGACAAAUCAUUUGACUACCCACAUACGUAUUCAUACAGGAGAAAAACCAUAUCAUUGUGAUGUUUGUGGUAAAUCAUUCUCUGUAACAUGUAGCUUAACUAAACACAAACGCAUUCAUACAGGAGAGAA
Messenger RNA from Octopus sinensis (East Asian common octopus), 2893 nucleotides. RefSeq names its product zinc finger protein 493-like. The transcript is spliced from 3 exons. Gene Ontology annotation, molecular function: DNA-binding transcription factor activity, RNA polymerase II-specific; RNA polymerase II cis-regulatory region sequence-specific DNA binding. The record is from RefSeq and is a predicted model, not a curated record. NCBI's taxonomy places the organism in Eukaryota, Metazoa, Mollusca, Cephalopoda, Octopoda, Octopodidae. Gene Ontology annotation, biological process: regulation of DNA-templated transcription. The coding region runs from base 724 to 2592 and encodes 622 amino acids.